Molecule: messenger RNA, 279 nt
Organism: Akanthomyces muscarius
Lineage: Eukaryota; Fungi; Ascomycota; Sordariomycetes; Hypocreales; Cordycipitaceae
Exons: 3
Coding region: 1-279 (92 amino acids)
Source: RefSeq, a predicted model, not a curated record
AUGCAGCGGUUUCCACAGUUUAGAGAGGGAAAUUGUUACCCUGGUCCAUUGAUCCUACUGCCAGAAGCUGCUAUACUAAAACGCUGGCGAACUUCAAUCUCUCGCUUCGUCGUGCACACAUCGGCACAGCAAUCUUCCCACCCCCGGAAGAACUCUGGCCCCCAUAAGAGUCAGCUCCAUUUCGAUGAACAAAACCACCUUCUUUGCCCCAGCCUGCUCCGGCAUCCGAGUCGCGUUGUGCCCAGCCUAAGAAGCCCACGACCGAGUCAAAGACAGUAG